This is a messenger RNA of Phacochoerus africanus (Common warthog), 2944 nucleotides long. It is a transcript of the gene AOC1, whose product is annotated as amine oxidase copper containing 1. Gene Ontology annotation, molecular function: copper ion binding; quinone binding; primary methylamine oxidase activity. Lineage: Eukaryota; Metazoa; Chordata; Mammalia; Artiodactyla; Suidae. The transcript is spliced from 5 exons. The record is from RefSeq and is a predicted model, not a curated record. Gene Ontology annotation, cellular component: plasma membrane. Gene Ontology annotation, biological process: amine metabolic process; response to antibiotic. The coding region runs from base 187 to 2454 and encodes 755 amino acids.
GGGCUCUCUGCAUGUCCUUGUGCCCCUGCCCCUGCCCCUGCCCACUGCAGGUCACUGCCUUGGUCAGCACAUACCUUACCCUGUUCCUCCCUCCAGGGCAGAGUCCAACAGAGCCAUAAAGCUCAAGAAGGAGUCCGAGGCAAAGGCUGGCAGCAGAAGUGAGCCCAGAGCAGAGCACACAGAGCCAUGGGGCGGGGGACCCUGGCCCUCGGCUGGGCCGGAGCUGCUCUCCUGCUGCUGCAGAUGUUGGCCGCAGCAGAGCGCUCCCCACAGACCCCAGGCGGCAAGGCCGGGGUGUUUGCGGACCUGAGCGCUCAAGAGCUGAAGGCCGUGCACAGCUUCCUCUGGUCCCAGAAGGAGCUGAAGCUGGAGCCGUCGGGAACACUGACCAUGGCCAAGAACUCCGUGUUCCUCAUUGAGAUGCUGCUCCCCAAGAAGCAGCACGUGCUGAAAUUUCUGGAUAAAGGCCACAGGCGUCCCGUGCGGGAAGCUCGGGCCGUCAUCUUCUUCGGAGCCCAGGAGCAGCCCAACGUCACCGAGUUUGCGGUGGGGCCGCUGCCAACGCCCCGUUACAUGCGAGACCUGCCCCCGAGGCCUGGGCACCAGGUCUCCUGGGCCUCCAGGCCCAUCUCUAAGGCAGAGUAUGCCCUCCUGAGCCACAAGCUGCAGGAGGCCACCCAACCCCUGCGCCAGUUUUUCCGUCGCACCACGGGCUUCUCCUUCGGAGACUGCCACGAGCAGUGCCUGACCUUCACCGACGUGGCGCCCCGCGGCUUGGCCUCUGGCCAGCGCCGCACCUGGUUCAUCUUGCAGCGCCAGAUGCCAGGCUACUUCUUGCACCCCACGGGGCUGGAACUCCUGGUGGAUCAUGGAAGCACGAACGCCCAAGACUGGACGGUGGAGCAGGUCUGGUACAACGGGAAAUUCUACCGCAGCCCCGAAGAGCUGGCACAGAAGUAUAACGAUGGAGAGGUGGAUGUGGUGAUCCUGGAGGACCCCCUUGCCAAGGGCAAGGAUGGAGAGAGCCCGCCAGAGCCAGCCCUCUUCUCUUUCUACCAGCCACGUGGGGACUUUGCCGUCACCAUGCACGGCCCCCACGUGGUCCAGCCCCAGGGCCCCCGCUACAGCCUGGAGGGCAACAGGGUGAUGUACGGGGGCUGGAGCUUUGCCUUUCGCCUGCGCUCCUCCUCUGGGCUGCAGAUCCUGGACGUGCACUUCGGGGGUGAGCGCAUAGCCUACGAGGUGAGCGUGCAGGAGGCCGUGGCGCUGUACGGAGGGCACACCCCUGCAGGCAUGCAGACCAAGUACAUAGACGUGGGCUGGGGCCUGGGCAGCGUCACACAUGAGCUGGCCCCUGACAUCGACUGCCCAGAGACAGCCACCUUCCUAGACGCCUUCCAUCACUACGACGCAGACGGCCCCGUCCUCUACCCCCGGGCCCUCUGUCUCUUUGAGAUGCCCACAGGGGUGCCCCUCCGGCGGCACUUCAACUCCAAUUUUAGCGGCGGCUUCAAUUUCUACGCGGGGCUCAAGGGCCAGGUGCUGGUGCUGCGGACAACGUCAACGGUCUACAAUUACGACUACAUCUGGGACUUCAUCUUCUACCCCAACGGGGUGAUGGAGGCGAAGAUGCACGCCACCGGCUACGUCCACGCCACCUUCUACACCCCUGAGGGCCUGCGCUAUGGGACACGCCUGCACACACACUUGAUCGGCAACAUGCACACGCACCUGGUGAAUUACCGUGUCGACCUGGACGUGGCAGGCACCACGAAUAGCUUCCAGACCCUGCAGAUGGAGCUAGAAAACAUCACCAACCCCUGGAGCCCGAGACACCGCCUGGUGCAGCCCACGCUCAAGCAGACCAGGUACUCCCGUGAGCGCCAGGCAGCCUUCCGCUUCGGACAGCCUCUGCCCAAGUACCUGCUCAUUACCAGCCCCAAGGAGAACCCGUGGGGCCACACGCGCAGCUACCGCCUGCAGCUCCACUCCAUGGCCGACCAAGUGCUGCCCCCGGGCUGGCAGGAGGAGCGGGCUGUCACCUGGGCCAGGUACCCCCUGGCCGUGACCAGAUACCGGGAGUCUGAGCUCUCCAGCAGCAGCAUCUACAACCAGAACGACCCCUGGGACCCACCCGUGGUCUUUGAGGAGUUUCUUCGAAACAAUGAAAACAUUGAAGAUGAGGACCUGGUGGCCUGGGUCACAGUGGGCUUCCUGCACAUCCCCCACUCAGAAGACAUCCCCAACACGGCCACACCUGGGAACUCCGUGGGCUUCCUGCUCCGGCCCUUCAACUUCUUUCCAGAGGACCCAGCCCUGGCGUCCAGAGACCUCGUGGUCGUGUGGCCUCUGGAAAAUGGCUCCACCUACGCCCAGCGCUGGAUCCCCGAGGAGGACCAGGGCUGCCUGAAGCCGCCCCCUUUUAGCUACAAUGGAUCCUACAGGCCUGUGUGAAGGCCUCUGGCCCCCCACCACUAACUCCUACCUGAAGCCCGAGGUUCCCCCACACACACCCAGGAACAGACAGGAAAGCCCUUAGGGCCCAGUCCUGUGCUGCCUCCGGGCAGGGAGGCACAGCGGGCGAGGCCACCCACCAGGCCAGGCGUGCAGGACACACACAGAUGAGAAACACAGACCUCGCCCAGGCUUCCACUCACCUUGGACUGGCCCAGAAGACCUCCAUCCCUAAGGAAAAAUGACACUCACGGACACUGGGGCGACCUGUCGCAGUGGCUUAAAGCAUCAGAGACCACAAUUCCCUCUCGGGGGCUGUAGGGGUUCGGCUGGGUCGCUGAGAGGCAGGCAAAGCAGGACAACCACAGGAAGACACUAGGGAACAAUCUAGAGAAAUUGCUAACACCUGUACCCUUUGACACCCUGGUCCAUUUUCUAGGGGUUUCUCCUGGAGACCUCCCUCCAAACACAGGAAAUGCAUUCACAGAAA